Molecule: messenger RNA, 6536 nt
Organism: Capsaspora owczarzaki ATCC 30864
Lineage: Eukaryota; Filasterea; Ministeriida; Capsasporidae
Product: E1A binding protein p300
Exons: 3
Coding region: 178-6396 (2072 amino acids)
Biological process (GO): positive regulation of transcription by RNA polymerase II
Cellular component (GO): histone acetyltransferase complex; transcription regulator complex
Molecular function (GO): transcription coactivator activity; chromatin DNA binding; zinc ion binding
Source: RefSeq, a predicted model, not a curated record
UUCAAAAGAACAAGAAAAAAAAAUUGUGAAGGAACUUUUUUUUUUGUUCACUUCUUUUUUUUUUAAACUUGCCCAAACGCCCCUUCACCGUUCGCGGUCCACUCUUCACCCCCACUCUCCUGGCCUAGUGCAACUGAGCGAUUUUGGAGCAAAUUUGCAGCGAAGCAACACACACAAAUGGCUGAACCGCGCUCCCCCGACCCCGAGGAUCUGCCCAACAGCAAGCGCAUGCGCAUGGAUGACUCUGUAGAUGGCGUCGAUCCCGUGGACGAUUUCUCAUUUGCAUCUGCACCGACUGGCGAAUAUGGCGCAUCCGAAGAAGUCAAUAGCCUGGCACGAUCGCUCAACGAUGGUCUGCCUGAUUUGGACGACGAGACCGACACGGGAACUGGAGGCGAGACGGCAAUGAACCAGGAUCCAGACACGGCCCAGGGGGCACUUGCAGCACUAGACGGAGUAGGCCACUCGGAGCUCUCCAAUUUCUUGCCCAGCGAUGGCAAUGGGGGCGCGAGCUCGGAAUCGAUUUUCGACUCUGCAGCCACGACCGCGGCAAACCAAGGCGAUGUGGGUGCUGUCAUGUCGUCAGCCAACGCGGACAGCUUUGAUCAGCACGCCGGCGCGGGCGCAAGCAGCUCGCUUGCCUCUCCAUUCGUGGGCGCAGUCAGCUCGCCAUCCAUUAAGCCGCUCGCGGCCGAUUCUAGUACCGAUCUUUCCACUUCCAUGCUCUCCUCGUUUGGACCCGCUGGAUCUGAUGCGUCUUCGGGCGUAGCAAACACCUCGGCAUCUACGUUGGCCUCGGCCCAAAACGCAUCCGGCUCUGCCGUCACAGACCGAAAAAAGGGCAUUCAACAGCAACUGCUCCUCCUAAUCCACUCGUAUCGCUGCACCCAGUCCACAGACAAGUGCAAAUUGCCACACUGCGCGGUCAUCAAGAACGUGCUCAGCCACAUGAGCACCUGCAAGAAUGGGCGCGACUGCGCCACACCGCAUUGCGCUUCGUCGCGUCAAAUCAUUGCCCACUAUUCCACCUGCAAAAAUCCCGACUGCGUCAUCUGUCAGCCUCUCAAGCAGCCCGUUGUCCAAAACCGCAUGCCACCCGUCAAGGCAGAAACACACGCGGGCGGAGCUCCGUCAUUGCUCACGAACGGCCCUGGCCUCACCCAUCCAUUGAGCUCGAUCAACCUGUCUAACACUGGCUCUGGCGCGCAUGCCGCGGGCCGGGCGCCACCUCCGCUGCAGCUGCCGAACGGAGGCAACAACAAUCCCGCUUCCGCGCUGACCUCUGGCAACAGCCAACUCGCCUUCCCUUCUGCCUCGAGCCUCACUCCAGCCCAAGUGGCCAGUUUGCGUAUGACCAACUCGUUGAGUGUCAAGGUGCCGCCCGCCAUGGCCAAGGCAGAGCACAUCCAAUCCCCGUCUGCAGCACAGCAACUAUUGCAACAACAACUCCAGCAGCAACAGCAACACCAGCAACAACAACAACAGCAGCAGCAGCAGCAACAACAACAGCAACAGCAACAGCAAACUAGCGAUCGCUCGUCCGUCGGACUACAAGCAGAACAGGCUCAGUUGCUAAGAGCCCAGCUCAACACGCUGAUGCAAAUCCCGCAAGCGUCUCAAAUGCUCAACGACCACGGCAUUCGAAAGUCGGCUGACGUGCUGGAGGCGGUGAAAAACCACACCAUUGAGCGCACCAUGAACACCAUUGCGGCAGCGCUGGGCAUCACUCUGCCAACAUCUUUGCCAUCCAUGACACCGAUUGGUGGCGCCUCAAGCAGCGACAGCUCUCAUCUAAGCAGUGCCGGAAGUGUCCUUGGUAACCCUGGGUCCUCUCUUGGUGGCCCAGCGAGCAUUCCGCCGCCUUCCUCGAGCGUAUCUGGCUCUGGCGCAAGCGGCGCCCCCUGGGCCAACAACCCAGCAGAUCCCAAUCCCGACCCGCAGUGGCGUAUCAAGUUCAACAACAACCAUCGACUCAAACUGGUCCAGAAGCUCAUUGAGGCGCUGCGAUCGUGCUGCAAGCCUGACGAAAAUCAAGAUCGGAUUCGGCAGGUCGCCGAGAAGGUGGAGAGCCGCGUCUUCCAGAUGGCCCCGACGCAAGACAAGUACUACCACCUGCUGGCUGAGAAGAUUUACCGGAUGAAGAAGCAGCCCACCCAUGUCUCGCUCAACACGAUGGGAGUCGAUAUGAGUGCCGGUGGCGCUGCUGGCGGGAUGGGUGCUGCUGGUCCGAACGCGGUCGCCACCGCAGCCGCCAUGGGUGCAGUCGCUGGCGCGCGAUCGGGAUUGCCCCUGAAUGCCUUGCAGCAGCAAGUCGCUGCUAUUCUGCAGCAGCUCGCCCAGUACCAACUGCAAUUCAGCCAACUCCGCGAGCAGCAGACGCUCGCCAAUCAGCUGGUCAACUCGCACCGUGCCAACGGCAAUCCUGUCCCGGACGACCUCAUGACCGUCUACAACUCGAUUCAACAGCAACUCUCGCAGCUUGUGGCGUACCAACAAACGGCCGCAGGUAUGCUGCGCAGCCAUGCUGCCACCGCUGCCCACAUGUCGGGUGGCUCGGAAAUUGCGGCGCAGGCCGAGGCGGCCGCUACAACCACGUUGAACACGAUUGGCAAUUUGGCUUCGGUCGUCGGAGCUGGCGGCAACCUGCCAAGCGGCAACGCGCUCGGCAACGGUGCCCAAAACUUUGCUCGCCCCCAGGGCAUGGUCGUCAAGCUGAGCGCCGCACCCGUGCAGGCACAGCCCCCGGUUGACCCCGCCAUCUACGCCACGUUGACUUGCAUGGCGGCCAACAAGACCAUCACCAGCGUGACGCAAAAUGGCCCCAUGUAUGUCAAGACCAUGCGCGAAGUGUUUUUGCCCAUCUUUGAAGAGCUUUGCCGCGAUGAAAAUGCCGGGCCGUUCAUGGUGCCCGUCGACCCUGUGGCUCUGGGAAUUUUGGACUAUCUCACGGUCAUCAAGCGCCCGAUGGACUUUAGCACCAUCCGCACGCGUCUCGAUCGCCCCACCGACAAGCACUUUUACCGCGACCCGCUCGGCUUUGUGGACGACAUGCGCCUCGUGUUCACCAACGCCCUCACCUACAACAAGAAGAAUUCGCGUGUGCACAAGAUGGCCACCAAGCUGUCGGAUUUGUUCGAGAACAGGGUGGAGCCUGCCUUGCGCAAGCUGGGCUAUUGCUGCGCGCUCCGCCUGCUGCAGUUCUCCCCGCCAAGCCUGUACUGCUUUGGCAAGUGCGUGUCCACCAUUCCCCGCGAUACGCAGUACCAUACGUACGAGAAUCGCAUCCAUUAUUGCGCCCGCUGCUUCAAGGAGGCGCCCGACCCAAUUGUCGGCAUUGAUGGCGAGGAGUCGAUGGCCAAGGCCCAGUUUUCAACGGCCACCAACAACAAGCUGGACGACGAGCCCUUCAACGACUGCGAUGAAUGUGGACGCAGGGCGCAUGUCAUUUGUGCGCUGCACAACAAGCACACGGACACACGAUUCCUGUGCCCGCUCUGCAAGAAAAAGUCUGGCAAGAAGGAAAUGCGGUUUACGUCGAAAAACCUGCCAAAGUGCGAGCUGUCCACGCAUCUCGAGGCGCGCAUUUCUACGCACUUGCGCUCUGUGCCCGACUGCGGCGAAGUGACCAUUCGCGUCAUUCUUGUGCGUGACCACCAGGUGAAUUUCAAGGAGCAGAUGAAGAAAAAGUCAGUCGAGGAAGGCGGCCCCACCGGCCUCCCGUACCGCCACAAGGCCAUGUUUGCCUUCCAAAAGCAAGACGGCGUUGAAGUGUGCUUCUUUGGCAUGCACGUCCAAGAGUACGGAAGCGACUGUCCCGAGCCCAACGCCCGCCGUGUCUACGUUUCCUACCUCGACUCGGUCUUUUGGUUCCGGCCGCAGACGCACCGCACGUUUGUCUACCACGAAAUCUUGAUUGGCUACCUCGAGUAUUGCCGCAACUUGGGCUACCGCUACGCGCACAUCUGGGCUUGCCCGCCCACGCCUGGCGACGACUACAUUUUCUACUGCCAUCCCGAAGACCAGAAGGUGCCCAAGCCCAAGCGUCUCCAAGAAUGGUACCGUCAGAUGCUCACACGCGCGCGCGACGACAAGGUCAUUUUGGACUUUUGCGACAUUUACUCCCAGUGCAUGACCGACGACAUCCUGACCGUCCGCCAACUGCCCUAUUUCGAGGGAGACUACUGGCCCGGCGUGAUUGAAGACUCGCUCACGGAAGCUGCCAAGGAGCGGACUGACACUGAGGAAGCUGGCGAAGAGAAGGGCAAGAAGGGCAGCAGCAAGAAGGCGGCUUUGAAAAAGUCUGGCAGCAAGGCCAAGGGCGCCGUCAAGGUGCGCGCCCUGACUCGCCAGAACUCUGACGUGUGCGAAAAGCUCUACCAGAUGAUGGAGAAGGCCAAGGACGGCUUUUUCGUGGCCACGCUGCGUCCUCCGACAGACCCGCUGGUCGACAUCAAGGAUCCCGACCCACUGGUGGCGUGCGCCCUCAUGGAAGGCCGUGAGGCCUUUUUGGACUUGGCACGCGAAAACCACUACGAGUUCUCGACUCUGCGGCGCGCCAAGUAUGCCAGCCUCAUGUUCCUGUACCAUCUGCACAAUCCCGACGACUCUGCUGGCUACCACAUUACGUGCGACUCGUGCCAAGUCUCGCUCAGUGUCGCCGACACACGCUACCGCUGCACAGUGUGUCCCGAGUUUGAUCUGUGCCCAAAGUGCCAGACUGCCAAACCGCACGAACACCCGAUGGAGCAAGUCGCGUUCGACGCCAGCGGGGACGGCGGCGCUGGUGCUGCUGUGGGUGCCAUGGGCGCCUCGGGCGGCGGCGACGGAGGCAGUGACACUGCCAACCGCGCCCUUGCCAUCCAGCGGUGCAUCGAGUCGCUCGUUCACGCGUGCCAGUGCAGCGACACGGAGUGCAAGAACGGCUCGUGUGUCAAGAUGAAGAAGGUGGUCGCACACACUCGCGUCUGCCAGGUCAAGGCACCCGUGUGCAACAUUUGCAAGCAGCUUGUUGCGCUGUGCUUCUACCAUGCCAAACAUUGCCAGGACGAUGUUUGCGUCGUUCCGUUCUGCGCUGGCAUCAAGCAGCGCCUGCAGCGUCAGCAGCAGCAGACGCGUAUGAAGGCCAAAAAGAUUGCACAACGCCGCAUGCUCUUCCAACGCAUGCAGCAACGCAGUGUGCAGGAGGCCUCGGGUAUCAUUCCCGUCGAAACGCAGCAGCACGCUGAUUCUCACCCGAGCUCGGCUCCUUCCAGCGCCUCUGUCGCGGCUGCGCCGCAACUCAACUCUAUGGUGACCACGCCGAUGCAGGUCGUCCCCAACAGCACGCUCCUUCGCAACAACACUUCCACGGGUGGAACGCCCUCGCCAGCCCCUGCGAUGGCACAGCACGCAACCUCCAAUGCUCUUGGCAACGUUGGCAUGUCCCCCAUGCUCACUUCGAACAACCCGAUGCUUCCAAACAUGCUUGCCGGCAACCUUGGGGCGACUCCCAACCUUGUCGGGUCGCCAGCGCUCGGUACUCUUGGGAAUGGCGGUGGUGGUGGUGCUGCUGUUGCUGCUGCUUCUUCGAGUGUCAGCACUCUCUCCCGAAACCAAAUCCAGCAAACGAGCCAGAUGCUGGAACAGGCGCGGAACGAGUUCCAGAACCGUCUUCGAAACCUUCAGCUGCAGCAACAGGCCUUCGCCGAGAAGAAGGCGUCCAUGACUCCGGAAGAUCAGGCUCGCGCCCUCGCCGCUCUAACGGCCGAACGCGAGUCGCUGACCCUCGAGAAGAAGAACCUUCUGGAUCGAUCCACCAUCCUCAGCGCUGCCAUGCUGGUCGCAAAGCAAAGCUCUGGUCAGCAACUCAGUGCCCCAGAGCUGCAAGUCAUUGAAAAUGCCACCCUUCUCAAGGCGAAAAUGCAACAGCAGCAGCAGCAGCAAAAGCAGCAGCAGCAACAGCAAGCCGCCAGUGCGCUGGCCAACAACCCUCUUCUUGGUCUCAACAAUGUGCAAGCGCAACAAAACUUCCAGGUGCAAGCGUUGCAAUUGCAAGUUCAGCAACAACAGCAACUGCAGCAGCAACAGCAAGCGAAGGCAAACCUUACGCCGGCUCAGCGCAUUCAACAGACCCAGUUGAACCUCGCCCAGCUCAAUGAAGCAGCGCGGCUCCACGCCAACAAUCCGAACACGGUUGCCCUGAUCGAAGCUCGCAAAGCCAAGCUGAUCAAUGAUCUCCGACUCUUGACGCAAGCAGGCGCCAUGAAUCCCAAUGCAUUUGCUCCAUCCACCUCGUCCGCGAUGGACGUGCUUUCCGGCAAUGCGAAUCGCAACUUUGCCGGGCUUCUCGACAACCCGGCCGAUCAGCAACAACAGCAGCACGACCAACAACUGUCGCAAAUGGUCAGCGGCCUCUAAAACACUUUCAAAAACAAUUCAUGUUUGUUGCUGUGCUCGGUUUUCAAUUGUAUCUCUCCUCCCCUCACUUUUGUCGUCGAUUUAUUUGUGUUUUUGUGCUUCGAUCAUUUGUUAUCAAUUUUACAUAUUAUUGUGAAACC